UGCGUCGUGCCGUGAAUGCUCUUUCGUGCCAUGGCCACAAGGGCUGUCGAAAACCUCCUCCAGCGAUGGCAGCUUCUUGGCCAAGGGGUGACUUUGCCACAGCUGCCUGAAUUGGCACUGCCAUGGACCAUGCGCAGCGAUGGAGAUGCAGAUGCAGAUCACGUGCAAGCUGCUGGAGUACCCCGCGCAUGCGACUGACUGGGGGACGCCCACGGUGACUGAGCGUGUCGGUCCGAAUGCCGAGGAUCUGCCCGCAGCGCGCGACCAGCAGUACGAGCUGCAGGACUUCGAGACCAGCAAGAUGGCGACCAAUACGAAGUCUCACGGCCAUCCAGUGGGGGCCAAGCCGUGGCCAUGGCCAAGAAGUAUCGAGAACACGCUGAACUUUACGAAGACAGCUGUGACGGAGACGGUGAAGACGACGGGCGCCAUCGAGUCAGAGGCUCAGAAGUACCGCGCCAUGAUGGCCCAUAGCGAGUACAACAGCGAGAUCGACAAGCUUCGAGGCUCUUCCAGCGACAUGCAACGCUUCGAGAACGAACUCCAGGUCCACACCCGCGACCAGCAGACCGACAAUAUCCUCUACCACAUCGACUUCGACGAGCAGGAGCCCUUACUCCAGCACCUUCGACGACUUCAGCACCGCGACUCCACCCUCGUGGAGAUCCAAAACCUCACGGACAACGAGACCACCUCGACAUCCAGCGAGAUCACAGCGCUCAUCUGGGCGCUCGCCUACAUCAUCCACAAGGACAUCAAUCACAGGAUAUCGGUCCACUCCGACUCGCUGGGAGCGAUCCAACUGGCCAGGAUGGAGGCUUUUACCAACCGAGACGCCCACCUCGUGCAGCUACUGGCGAUCAUGUACUCGCACGUCAAGGAAUAUGUCGACCUGUGUCACGUCCACGCCCAUGAGAUGAACCCCUGGAACGAAGUUGCCGACGCCGCAGCCAACUACGCCCGCAUCGAGGACUACCCGCACCCACAACCUGAAUGGGCUAACAUACUCAACGCGUCCCCUCAGAGAUGCUGGGAAUUCCUACUCGACGCCGACAACCACACCAAGGACGCUUACCCAUCCUUUUCACCUGGGAUGCUCAAGGCCCAACGCAUCGACACCACGGCAACGACAGCUCACCUCUCGACACCAACCAAGUCCACGAAGACCUCGACCGAGAUAGAUGUCAACAUCGCCACCUACAACAUCCAGUCAGGGCGCGAACCUGGCCACGGCGCUCGACGACGAAAAGAAAAGAUACACAAGCUCAGAAAGACAAUGCUCAAUCUGUACAUGGAGGACCUCCACCUGAUCGGCAUCCAGGAAGCCCGCACGCCCUGGGGAGUUCGCAGCGGCAACGACAUCACCAGCACGAGUGCGUACGCCUACCACGUCAUCUCAGGGGGGCACGAUCAGUACAACCUCGGCUGCGAGCUCCACAUACUCACCAGCAAGCCGUACGGAAAGGCAGGAGCCAAGGACCUCUACUUCCGCCCCGAUCAGUUCACCGCAAUCGGCGAUCAAGGCUUCAAGCAAAAGGAGGACGACAACGGCGAACGCUUCCACAGGGUCCUGCAAGGCAGCUCUCUCAUAGCCGCGAACACCUUCAAAAGCGGAGGCCAGGACCACUAUACAUGGGACUCAGGCAAGGACGUACACAGACUGGACUACAUAGUGGUUGGCCACGAGCUUUUUGACUCGAUCUCCUACACGUCCGUAAUGUACGGUAUCGACACAGAACACGACCACUCACAAAAGAACGACCACUUCCCUGUCAAGGUUAACCUCGCCUACACAGUCGAGACCACUUACCAGCACGGCACGCCCAAGCUCGACACCGCUAAGCUCGACUCCGAGACAGCCAAGAACGACUUUCAACGACGCCUGCAGCAGAUCCAACACCCCCCCUGGGAGACCAACCUCAACGACCAUACCAAGAGCAUCGUCGAUCAGAUAAAGGACGCAGCCUACGCCAGCUUCAAGAAGCAGCAUCAUGCCCCCCGCAAGCCCUACAUCACCGAGGCCUCCUACGCUCUUCUUCGAUUCCGACGCACCCUCAUCAACAACGCCCAGACCAUCCACAACCUGACAGCCGCCCUGGCAGCCCCCAAGAAAGGCAAACGCGGCGGGCCCGACGGGAACACCGACGACAUGGCACGAGCAGCGCCGCGCCAGAUUGCCCGACUCCUGCACCCCAUCAUGAUGAAGAUGCAGAUGAUGACGACGGAGCCCAUCUCGGCGAAGGGCGGAUUCUCCACCCACUUCUCUAAAGGACAAGGACAGCUUCAUUUGCAGAAAGCCUACAGGGGCAUCCUACUGAACAACACGAUUGGCAAGAUCAACAGCAAGUUCCUGAGAGGCCUCUUCCGCGACAUCUUACCCGACCUGCUCAUGGACACACAAUGCGGCGCCGUCCCUCACAAGGCGACUGACUUCAUCACCCACACCGCCUAUACCUUCCUGGACGACUGCCGUGCACAGGCUCGCACGGGCAGCAUCCUCUUCCUGGACUUGAGAGAAGCCUUUCAUUCGGUAAUAAGGGAAUUCAUGUUCCAGCUGCCGACUCAGGAGGACGAGCUCGAAGACGUCAUCGACAACAUCGAGAUUCCCAUAUGCCUCCUCCCUUCCCUACGACAACGGCUUCGCUGCCCAGCACAUCUCAACGCCCACGUCGACGACUCCCACCUCUGCGCCCUCGUUGCCGACCACCACACGGCCAACUGGAUGACCGCCAAGGGCGCAGACGCAUACGUGAUCCCACGCACCAGUACCAGGCCAGGGGUGCCAUACUCCGACGCGGCCUUCAACAUGCAUUUCGCCCUAGUGCUUCAGGCCAUCGCCGACGACGCUGAAGGGGCAGAAGACGGUGAGAGUGGCCACCACAUCCGACCAUGCGACAACCCGCUCUUCUCUACGGCCCCGCAUCAAGGCGGCAAGCUGACUAACAUGUCCUUCGUCGACGACCUCACCGACUUCAACUCGACCACCAGCCACUCCGACAUCAUUGACAUUACGAAAACUUCAGCCGAACGUCUAUGCCGUACAGCCUUUACCUACGGGCUCAAGCCACACCCAGACAAGACCAAGGUCAUUAUCUCCUUCAACGGGACGGGCUCCAACGUCGUACGCAGCAGGCUUGCACAGCAGAACAUUACGUCAAUCCAGCUGAGCAUCAUGUCGAUCUCGGUCCAGAUCACAGACCAGCACCGACUCUUAGGCACUAUCCUAACCAACGGCAGCAUGGGACCCGAGGUACAGAAUCGCAUGCGACGAACCGAAGCUUCGGCACGAGCUCUUGAGAGGCAAAUCCUAAGACGUCGACACCUACUCCGCAAAACGAAGAUCAAGUACGUGCACGCCCUCUCGACCGCCUCGUUGACCUUCAACCAUCACGUCUGGCCAACACUGACCCAGACCGACCACCAGCGCAUCUCCAACGCCUACUCGAAGCCCUACCGCACGGACUUCGACUUCCUGCGCACAUACCUGGACGACCAGCGCUGGCCCACGACAAGCAAGCUCGACCCAGACGUGUUUUCAUGGGCUCGCACCACGCCGAAGCACUUCACCAACUCCGUCAACCUGGCCAUCACAAACUACAUCCGCGCCUCUAAAGACCGCGCCCACGCCGACAAGCUUACGAAGGUGCUCAGACCCGACGGCCCCACUGGUGCGGACACUACGCCAUCACGCGACAACGGCGCCUGCAACUUCAUCUGCUACGAGUGUGGAAUUGUAACCAAGACAAAGACAUUGAGCCGCGAGCGAAGCGAAGCGAAGGGGGCCGGCGCCACGGGCCCGCCGCGGGCGCCUGAGGCGGCGGCGGCGGGGCAGAUGGCAGCACCAGGCCUCGCCGCGGUCCCGCCGCCGCCCAGUCUCUGGCAUGGCGGCGGCGGCUGGCCGAGCGGCGGCGCCGACGCGGCCAGGCUCUCGGACGCCGUCGCCAGGCGGGACACGUGGGCGCCAGCCACCGCCGUCUGCGGCCAGGCGCGCGCUGGCGCCGUCGCGCUGGAGGCGGAGGAGGACCGAGGUGACCACCGCCUUGUUGUGACCAUGGCCACAACUGCGGAGCUCAUGCGGAUCUGUGCCCCGUUGUACCCGUCCAUCGCCCUAGAGAGCGCGGCGAAUUUCGGGCUGUUUCUUUUCUUUUCGUACCUGUCCAUCCUCAUCUCCACGAAGCAGCAGGUGAAGACGCCUGCGAGGGCGAUUUGUCGGAUGCUGUGGAGCAGCCUGACGGAGUGGGCGGAGGACACUUGGAGGGUCCUGCGCAGGUGGCCUCACAUGCACGAGAUGGAGCUCGGCCAACGCUUCCGCUACUGCCGGAGGCUCAACGCGACCAUCUGUCGACUCUCGGCCGCCAUUGCGCUCAUUACGAUCACCCGCUGGUUCCACAUCAACAACGUGAACGGGUUCCGUUACCUCGGGUAUGCACUCACUUGCCCCUUGAUGCAGGCCGAGCUCGUGUUGCUCAUCGCGCCGCACAUCCCGUGCUACAGGCUUUUGGCGGUCUUCUCAUGCCUCAUCACUUUCGGCAUGCUCCUCACCGGCUACAUUGCGUCUCAGUUCGAGGGGCCGAUGUGGAAGACCGAUUUCGAAACCUUCUAUGACGAAGCCCUGGACGGUAACCUGAACAGUCUGACCACAAAGGGGUGGUGGUUGAUGCCGAGCACGGUGAUAUUGUGUUUCCUCUCUUUUGUGCAGAUCCCUAUUCUUGGCCUUGUGUACUAUUGCAGCGGCGGCUCGAAGAAUGAAGACCUGCCGAAAGGCUACCCUAAGCUCCUGACGAUCACGUCUCUCUCUUGGUUGGGCUUCCCCGUCUGGUGGUACUUGUCGUACGAGGGGGCGAGCAUUAUCACGGAGUCCAGGUGGAACGCCGUAGGUUUUGUGGUCCUGAACAUGACCAGCAAGGGCGGCUUCACCCUGCAGAUGCUCAGCAUGGUCAAAGCGUGGAAGCGGCAGCAGGCCCAGAAGCCGAAGCCUCCGGCCGCCCCGGAGCCCGCCAGCGCGGUGCCGAAGCUCGAGCUGCAGUCGGCACCCAGGGGCGCCCCUGCGGCGCAGGACACCCCACAUGUGCGGGCCGCCAAGAGGAUCCAGACAGGGCAGUCGCUGCAGUGGUUCGUCGACGCCAUGAAGAAGUGGGAGCCCGAGGAGCCGAACCCUUCGGCCUCGACCGCGCAGAAGGCGGGCGCGGGCCCACAGGGCGAGGUCGAGAGGGUGGUGAUCACGGACCCGCGCCAGCUGAACGACGAGCAGCUCAUGCAGGAGCUGGGGAAGCGCUUGGUCGCGCACGGAUCGGGCGGCAAGGGAACGCCGAGCCACCAGUUGAACGCCAACAUCCGCAACGCGUGCACCAAAAUCCUUGAGGCCGACGAGAGCGAUGACGACGAGUGA
Prorocentrum cordatum is the source of this 5389-nucleotide messenger RNA. The record is from the annotation of a GenBank genome assembly. Lineage: Eukaryota; Dinophyceae; Prorocentrales; Prorocentraceae.